GUGUGAUGUGGUUUUGUUUUAGGGAGGUUUUAAAACAGCCCCCAAAGCCCACCCGAUACCCCCUUUAUCCCCCAAAUCAAAACCCAUCAAUGUCGACGAGUACCGCCGAGGAGACGGUGGAAGGGCUGCACCUUCUAGGGCAACCGACCUUCACGGAGCUCGACAAUGGCCGCUUCCGCUGCGUUGAGACUGGUCACGAAGUUCUUGCCAAGGAUAAGGACUCUUAUUCUCGGACCAAACGCUGCCGUCUUGGCCUUGUCGAUUUCGCUUUGUCCCGUCGGAAAGCUCCUCUCAAUAUGUUCGAGCAGGACCCUCUCUCUCGUUCGAAGCUAAAAUGCAAACUGACUGGUGAUACGAUCAACAAAACAGAGGAACAUAUAUGGAAGCACAUCAACGGCAAACGAUUCCUCAACAAAUUAGAGCAAAAGGAGUCAGAGAAAGAUUCAAUGGCUAAAUCAGGAGAGCAGCAAAGCAAGAAGAAGGCCGCCAAGGAGUUGAAGCCAAGUACAGAAAAUUCAAAGAAGAAGAAGAAGAAGAAGAAGAAGGAACAGGAGGAGACUAUUUCUGAAGCUCAGGAAUGCAAUGGGGAAAGUGAUCCGGAGGAUGCCUUCUGGAUGCCUCCAGUAGGGCAACGUUGGGAUAAUGACAAUGGAGGAGACCGAUGGGCUUCAGGAUCAGAUUUGGAGCAUGAAAGUGAUAAAAUCAUUGCAAUGGAUGACGAGGAUGAUAAAGAUGAACACGGUGGAAACAAGUCAGAUGAAGAUAAACACCAUGAAAAUGAGUCAGAUGAAUUGUCUAAGCGUACCAAAAGAAUGUCGAUAGAGAUUGGACCCAGCAGUUUUGCUUCAAGAAAGAAGAAGAGUAAGAAAAGCUCUACGUGAACAAUAUUUCUUCUCCCCAGCAAUCCUACUAUAUCCAGGUUGCUUGGGCAUGCACAGACGCCUCCACUCGCAAUAUCCGGUAUGCUGCAUCUUUCAUUGGUGCCGACUUUUCCACCUUUAGCUUCUGCUUAUUUAAUCACCUUUGUUUUAUCAUCUUCCGUAAUGGUUUUGCUCUUUUCUUAGCUUUAGCCUGAUUUUCUUGAUAGCUUUCUGUAUAACAAGCAAAUUACAUAUUUAUUACAUUUCUCACUCUCUGUCCCUAUUCUUUCGACUGUAGAGUGAUUCAAACUUUACAAUAUUUUGGUUGGAAUACAUUAUUUUAUUGAGUAA
Molecule: messenger RNA, 1211 nt
Organism: Cucumis melo (muskmelon)
Lineage: Eukaryota; Viridiplantae; Streptophyta; Magnoliopsida; Cucurbitales; Cucurbitaceae
Exons: 5
Coding region: 6-881 (291 amino acids)
Source: RefSeq, a predicted model, not a curated record